CGCUUUGCUUCCUCCGUCCGUCUGUCCACAACACCUACACGGCCGGCCGCUUACGAACUGCUAGCUCUUUUCCGCCGGAUCUGCCGAUGGAGGCCGCCGGGAUUGGGUGGCUAGCGCAAGAGAUCCUCUCACACCCCCUGAUCAGCAAGCCCCCUGAUCCCUGGGUCCGCGAAGCCGGGCUUGCGGAAGAAAUCGACGGGCUCACAUCUGCAAUCAAGCAAGUUCGCAUGGUGGUCUCUGCGGUUGAGGGCAGGGAGCUUGGCAACGAGCCAGUGGCUGAAUCUCUUGUUGAUCUCAAGGAGGUGCUCUAUGAUGCGGCCAACGUGGUCGACGACCUCGACUACUACAAGCUCAAACAGGGUAAGCCUGCUGAUAUACCACCAACAAAUAGCAGUCGUGGGAGGAGGCAACGGUCUAAGGCAUGGGACCAUUUUGUGAUUAUAAGAGAUGAUAAUGGAAAGGCUGUGGAGGCAGAAUGUAAAUACUGUCACACGGUAGUUCAAUGUAAGACUACAAAUGGGACAGGGGUUUUGAGCAGGCAUAUCAAGAGUGCUGGUUGCAGGGCAAGUCACCAACCGCAAGACCCUUCUUUGAGCAUAGGCGAUGCUACUGGAAAUGGAUUGCCUGUUUCAGUUGGUAAUUCAUCCAGCAGAAAAAGGAUGAGAAUUGAUGAUGAACCAACACAGGUCAUAACAGAUAACGCAUACCUGUCGAAGAAGGACGAAUUUUCCAUCAGGUUACGACAAAUAAUUAGUCAAUUGAAGGGCAUCCAAAGGGAUAUGAGCGGGGUUCUCAACAUACUUGGGUUUGAUUCUGCUACAACUACAAAUCACCGUCAGAGUACAACCUCGGAUCCAUGCCGAAGAACAUCAAGUCUUGUUCAAAGGGAAAUGUACGGGAGAGCAGCAGAGAAAAAAUCCAUCAUCAAUUUGAUAAGAGAACACAAAUCAGCUGCUGGUGUCACUGUUGUGCCUAUUGUAGGCAUUGGAGGAGUUGGCAAGACAUCUCUUGUUCAACAUGUAUACAAUGAUCCAGCAGUGGAAAAUCAAUUUGACAUCAGGAUAUGGAUUUGGGUGUCUAACAUCUUUGAUGAAGUGAGACUCACAAGGGAGAUGUUAGAUUUUGUGUCCGAGGAAACACAUCAAGGGCUUUGCAGCUUUGCCAAGCUGCAGGAGGUCUUGAAGACUCAUAUCAAAUCCAAGAGGCUAUUGGCUCCUUUUAGGUCUGACAGAGCAAACAACAAUUUGAUAAUCAUGACAACUAGAAAACCAUAUAUUGCAAAAAGGAGAGGAACGGUUGAACCAAUUAAGUUAGGUGCAUUGGAAAAACAGGAUUUCUGGUUACUGUUUAAAGCAUGUGCAUUUGGUGAUGAGAACUACGAAGAGAAAGAAAGUCUACGUGACAUAGCGCAUAAAAUGGCACAAAAAUUGAAGGGUAACCCAUUAGCAGCACAAACUGCAGGAGCACUAUUAAGGGAACAUCUUACCGUUGAACACUGGACUAACAAUCUGCAGAAUGAAUACUGGAAAUCCCUGCAACUAUGCAAUGGCAUCAUGCCGGCUUUGAAGCUUUGUUAUGACGAGCUGCCCUACCAUCUACAACAGUGCUAUUCAUAUUGUUCUAUAUUCCCAUAUAAUUAUCUGUUUCAUGCCGAGGAGUUAGUUCGUAUGUGGAUUUCACGCGGAUUUGUGAAGCCUGAUUAUUCUAGUAGGAGUUUAGAGGAGAUGGGACGGUCCUAUCUAUCUGAGUUGGUGAACUUGGGCUUCUUUGAGCAGGUUGAGGAAAAUGAAGAAAACAUAUCUCGUAGUGAGAAGUUCGAAGAAAAAGUAAGAGUUGCAUUUACAUCAGUGAAGUACUUGAGGGUAAAUCAGACACAUCUCCGGUAUCUAAAACUUGAGGGCGGUGAUGUUGAGCUGGGUUCACCAUCUCAAGUUAAGGGCAAGUUGUCCCAUGAAAUAUUAGAUGGUUGGCUUACCUCUUUGCAGAUAAUUCAUCUAGAGAACUGUGGAGAGGGCUGGAUUCUUCCAUGUCUAGAAAGGCUUCCGUUUCUUACAAGGUUGAAGUUGUGCAAGAUGCGGGAACUAAGAGAAGUGUCAGUUCCAUCAUUGGAGGAGCUAGUUUUAGUUGAGAUGCUAGAGUUGGAGAAUUGUGUUUGCACUUCUCUGGGAGAUAUGAACUCUAGUUUAAGGUUACUGGAGAUCCGAGGUUGCCCUGCACUCAAGAAGUUUGAUUUGCUUGAGAAACAUCAUAGCUUCAAAAUGGAGAAUAAUACAUGGUUGCCUAGUCUUACAAAGUUCGUAAUCUGCGAUUGUCCUCACUUGCAAAUAUUGGCCCCUCUUCGUCCUUUAGCCACAUUAUCUGAACUUUUAAUCAGCCGAGUUUCUAUGUUUCUCACGAUCGAUGGAUAUUCCAUGGAAACAUUCGAAAUUAGGCCAAAUAGUCUUUUGGGUGAUUCUUCUGGUGAGAUGAGACUGGACCACAAAAUCCUGGCAUUCCAUAAUCUGAGGGACCUCAAACACUUGGAAAUAAAAGGCUGCCGGAAUCUGGUGUCUAUUUCGCUAAUAAGUUUUUCUCAUCUGGUAUCUCUAGAGAGUUUGAGCAUAGACAACUGCACAAAACUCUUCUCUUCGGAUAUUCUGUCACUGCACACGCAUGAAGAAUUGAUAGCUACAGGUUAUAAUGCCUUGCCAUACCUUGAAAGUCUCAGUAUUGUUUCAUGUGGAAUAACGGGGAAAUGGCUAUCUAUGAUGCUUCGACAUGCGCUGGCCAUGAAGGAAUUGGUGAUAAAGGACUGUCCAAAGUUGACAAAGUUGCAGCUCGAAGGGGGAGUUGCAGCUCGAAGGGGGAGGAAACAGUCAGUCGAAUCAGGAAAGGCUCAAGAUGGAUUGUGGUGUGUUCCAUUAAAUGUCACAUCCUCUCUCAAAAAGAUAACUAUUUGCAAAUGCCCUACUCUAACAUUUGAUGGGAGAAGGAAAGGCUUCGCUGGAUUUACCUCCCUUGAGUAUCUAAAAAUUGAGGAAUGCCCCGAGCUGUUCUCGUCUUUGGUGCACGGAAGAUUACUCCUCCCGCGAUCACUUGAAGAAAUUGCAAUUGAUGAUUAUUCCCAGGAAACCCUGCAGCCCUGCUUUCUGAAUAACCAUACAUGCCUCAAACAUAUAGCAGUGUGUUAUAGCCAAAGUUUGAUUUCUCUAAUGUUGCACUCCUGCACGUCUUUGGAAGAUUUGACAAUUAGAGAAUGCAAAUGGCUCGGCACAUUACACGGCAUGGAAUCACUUGGAACCAUCAGGUCUUUGGGAUUACAUGGAACCUCAAGUUUGGAAUUUCUACAGCUGGAAUCCUUCACACUGCUGGAAGAUCUUCAUAUUGUAAGAUGUACUUCGCUCGUCACACUAGAGGGCCUGCUAUCCCUGUUGAACCUCAAGCAUCUGGUAGUCAAAUCCCCUACCACGUUUGGAGUGAGUUAUGAGCUAACAGGUGGAAUUCUCCCUAGACUGGAAAGUCUUGAAAUCGAUGAUUUGUCUCGCCUUACCACGUCAUUCUACAAGGGCCUCACCUGCCUCCAACGACUACAACUAUAUCUUCUGAAAGAAAAGAGACUAACAGAUGAUCAAGAGAUAGCACUUCUGCUCCACAGGUCCCUGCAACAUCUCCAAUUUUUCCAUUGUCUCGAUCUCGUAGAUCUUCCGGCGGGGCUGCACAGCCUUCCUUCCCUAAAGAUGUUGGAGAUCGAACGCUGCCCAAUCUCAGAGCUGCCGAAGGAGGGCCUCCCACCUUCGCUGGAGAAACUGUAUAUAUGUGGUUGUGAUGAUCUGGUAGAUCUUUCUGCGGGGUUGCACAGGCUUCCUUCCCUCAAGGCAUUCAAGAUCAGAUAUUGUAAGCGCAUCUCAGAGCUGCCAAAGGAGGGCCUCCCACCCUCGCUGGAAGAGCUGGAGAUCACAGGUUGCUGCAACAAGUUGUCAGAACAAUGCAGAUUGCUAACAACAAGCAAGCUAAGGGUCAAAAUUGAUGAUGCUGUGUGAAUUGAUUACGU
This is a messenger RNA of Triticum dicoccoides, 4030 nucleotides long. RefSeq names its product putative disease resistance protein RGA4. The transcript is spliced from 6 exons. Lineage: Eukaryota; Viridiplantae; Streptophyta; Magnoliopsida; Poales; Poaceae. The coding region runs from base 87 to 4019 and encodes 1310 amino acids. Gene Ontology annotation, molecular function: ADP binding; DNA binding. The record is from RefSeq and is a predicted model, not a curated record.